CCUGGAGCACACACACAGCUUAUCACCUGAAAAGUGCAGAUAUUAGUCUUUGUAUUUCUCCAGCCUGCUUUCAUUUUCUAUCCUAGCCUGCGAAAGAGAAUCAUCUUUAUUGGAAGCUUCACUGGAGCAUGAUGAACUUUAGUUUUUUUGUCUGGCAGCGUUUUUAGAAGGCAGAAGUAGUACUUCACCGCUUGGUGAGGAGAACAAACAGAGCCGGAAACAGAAUAUUCAGACACCUCUGAUAAGACUCGGCUGUGCAGGCUGCUGCAGACAUGGGUGAAGAGACUCCACUGCUCAACAGACCAACAUCAUCUGAAUCCAGGAUCAAUAACUCCAGACUGUACCUGGCCGUCUUCGCAGCCGUCCUGGGGAACUUCAGCUUUGGUUACUCUCUGGUCUACUCGUCCCCGGUCCUGCCGAAGCUCAAGAGCCCUGAUGCUGACCCUCGGCUCAGGAUGGACACGGAGCAGGCGGCCUGGUUCGGCUCCAUCUACACACUGGGUGCAGCGGCCGGAGGGCUGGGGGCCAUGCUGCUCAACGACUUGAUCGGACGGAAGCUGAGCAUCAUGAUGUCAGCAGUGCCUUCGACGAUAGGAUACAUGCUGAUGGGAGGGGCUUUCCACUUGUGGAUGCUUCACACGGGCCGUUUCCUCACAGGUGUUGCUGGUGGGAUGACCGCAGCAUCCAUCCCUGUUUACAUCUCAGAGAUCUCCCACAAGGCAGUGAGAGGAGCGUUGGGCUCCUGUCCUCAGAUCACUGCUGUGUUUGGGGCACUGGCGCUCUACGCCAUGGGUCUGGUGAUACCUUGGCGGUGGCUGGCAGUGGCGGGGGAGGUGCCAGCUUUGCUGAUGGUUGUGCUGCUAGCGUUCAUGCCCAGGUCCCCCAGGAGGCUCCUCGUUCUGGGCCAAGAACAAAAGGCUGAGAGGGUCAUCCGCUGGCUGAGGGGAAAACACUACGACACACAGUCUGAGCUCAGUGCCAUAAAGCACAGCAUCAACACACAGGGUAAAGUCACAUGGUCAGAGCUGGCCACACCCAAUUACUACCGGCCAAUCUUCAUCUCAGUGAUGAUGCGUUUCCUGCAGCAGAUGACGGGCAUCACGCCCAUCUUGGUGUACCUGGAGCCCAUCUUUUCCAAAAGCAAAGUUCCCCUCGAGGCCAGGUAUGAUGCUGCCAUUGUGGGUGCAGUCCGCCUCUUUUCUGUUGCCGUGGCAGCCUGUUUAAUGGACAAGGCAGGACGGAAAGCCCUGCUUUACACAUCCAGCAUGCUGAUGUUCCUGUCCAUGCUGACUCUGACCAUCAACUCACAUACCACGCCUUGCCCUCCAGGCCCUGCCCCUCCUAAUGUCACUGUGGGUUUGGACUACACUUUGGCUGCUAGCCACCAAUCUGCGGCAAGUCUCAUUCCUCUCAUCAGCACCAUGGUGUUUAUAUUUGGAUACGCCAUGGGAUGGGGCCCAAUCACAUGGCUGCUGAUGUCUGAGGUGCUGCCGCUGGUUGCCCGGGGCGUCGCCUCAGGUCUGUGUGUGACUGUCAGCUGGUUGACGGCCUUCAUGCUCACGCACGCCUUCGCACACCUGGAGGACAAGUACGGCCUGUAUGUGCCCUACCUGAUUUUUACAGUGGUGUGUGUGCUCUGUCUGCUGUUCAACGCCGUGUGCAUCCCUGAGACUAGGGGCCGCUCACUGGAGGAAAUAGAGAACUAUUUUAGGACUGGACGUACGUUCACCAUCAACCGGAGUCAGUCCACCACACAGUCAAGCUGAAGCCUGAAGAUCCCUUGAGUUAUUCCAAUGAUGAACCUCAACAACGGGGAUACUGCAAAGUGAUUUUUGAUUGAUUUUUGAUUUUCAAUAACAACCAGGGUGUGUGUUGCACAAAGCCUGAGAAAAGGACUACUAGAAUAAUAAGAGAGCACAAAUGGAUCCAUUAAUCAAAGAUCACUGCGGCUGAUCACAACCAGUCUAGACCAAAUUCCAAGCAUGGGAAUGCAUGCUGCAGCACAGGUUUUAGAUGAUACACAGCCAGAAAUCUUUGAUCUAUGUUGUUUAUGACUGAACUUUUAAUGGUAUUACCUUUGUCUGUAGGCCACAGCACAACAAAGUAGGAGAUAACAACAUAAAGCACAGUUAAUAGCCUUGAAUUGCCAUUGCCAAAGAAACAGUUAACUGCAUACCCUGCCUACUUACUUAUGGAAGAAGCACAAACAUCAAGAAAAAAUGAUCGAACCAACAUAUUCUGCAAGUCUACAGAAGUGGGCAGGCAAACUGCUGCACUUAUGAAAUGCUCCAUGCGUGGUAUGAUGCAGUGAGGCUAAUGGAACAAAACAGGGUCCUUACAGUCAAGAUGGCAGCGAAGGUAACAGAAACACUGGGAUUUAUUCACCUUGUAUCGUGCCUAACUUUAGUGGAUCUUAACAUAUCGGAUAUGGAAUUAAUCUGCAGAUGAGUGAUUUCCAGAAAGCUUGCAGCCCUUACUGCCUGGUAAAAAGGAGUGAGCAGUCAGCAGUUAAUGACGGUAAUGACAGUCAGUAAAACAGGUUUUUCAACAACUGUAAAUCACUGCUAACACAAGAGGUGCUUGACUAUAGAGUCAUCAAUGUGAACACAACAUAUUAGGGUGAUAGGCAGGGGCGUGUAUAUAGACAGUGCAGGCAGUGCAGCUGCAGUAGCAUUCAGAGUGUCACCCUGAACUAUACCUGUGUUCAAAGAAAAUCUUACAUGAAAUUAAAAACUGAUGCCAUUUGCUAUAAGCUAUAUGCCCUCAACCUAUCUCCGUCAUGAUUUCGUCAUGGGGCCCGUGGUAACUACCUUACGCAACUUGGUGAUAGGUCCAGUAGUUUGCAAGAUUAGCUGUGGACAGACAGGAAGGAAAGAUCCUUGUAGGGCUCAGACAUAGAAUUGAUCAAAUUCAAAAUUAAUUGUCUUGACAAUGGCGUCACAUGAUGUGGGAAAUUUAAACUGUCAUCAUACGGUUUGAGUAGCGUUUCAAUCAUUAUAUUUCAGUGUUUAUGUUGUUUGCUGUUUUUAUUGUCACUGCCAUACAGACACAUUUUUGGCAUGAAUUUAAGACCAGGGGCCAGUUGCACAAAACACCUUAAGCUAAAGUUUUCCUCAGAGUUCAAGUUAAGGUUUCCCCAAAAUAAAAUCGGUUGCACAAAACACCCUUAAGCCUUCUCCUUAGCUUUUUCCUUUAAAUAUUCACUUAAGUAUUUAUGGUCUUCUCCUUGUCUUCAUCUUAUACUUAAAGAAACCCUAGACUGUUGCACAAAAGACCUUAGCAACCAAAGCAAGGUAAAACAAAACUUAAGGGACCUCUGACUCUAUCUUAACUGCAACGUGACCGAGGCUAUGGUGAUGAGUGAAAAAAACUAACAUACCUCGAGAAAAGUGUUCUACACCCAGGAGAACUUGAUGGAUACACUUUAGAUUUGACUCCUACAAUCGUUUUGUUUUUGGGGAUCAAAUGUACUUUGUACUGUAGUAUGAGCUUUCAAUGACCGUAUUCCUCCAGAAGUUUGAUCUUUACCUCCUCUGGCCAAUAUGGUUUUCUUGUUUUCUCUUUUUCUUCUGCCAUUUUUCCACUCUCUAACUUCAACUUUGUGAGACAAUAACAGGCGUCACAAGCAUGAGUCCAAGCAAACAAACAAUGUCCAUGGAAACUUUUACUGCUGUAAAAUCUCUUUCAACUCAGUAAAUAAGUUAACAUUUUUCCUUAACUAAGGAAACCUUUUAAAGGAAUUCUGUGCAACUGUGUAAAUCCCUCAGCUAAGAAGAAAUUAAGCCUUAAGUGUCAUGCUUAAGGAGAAAACUAAAGGUGUUUUGUGCAACUGGUCCCAGGUCUAUGCUAGCCUAAUUUAGGAUUCUUAAUAUGGGGAAUCCCGUAGUUAGGGUAAUUCUGUAAUGGCUAACUAUCUCAGGAUUUUCCUAGAUGCAGUUUAGGAUGUUGUAACACUGUAAUACCAAAGCUGUUUCUGUCAUACCAAAUAAUCCUAAAUAUCAUCCUAAACUGAGAUUUGAGACUUGUUUCUGUAAUGAGGUCACUCCUCACUCUUUGUACAGCUAAGCAAUAAUCAUGUUACAAUCAUAACAUAUAUAUGUACAUAUAUAUGUGUAUAAAUGCACUUGUUUUCUUCGUCUCUAACUGAUGUCACACAACAUGUAUUUAGCCUAUAGUCAGACUAGUUACAUUUGUUACUUAAACACAGUUACUGUAUUCUUAAAUCAGUAACAUGCACUGAAUGCUAUGUACAGCCUUGAACUGUUUUUUUAAUUUCCUGUUUAGCUCUUUUGAUCUGUUACAAAUAAAUUUUUAUCAUUAAAGACCUCGUUCAACCACCA
Epinephelus moara (kelp grouper) is the source of this 4340-nucleotide messenger RNA. It is a transcript of the gene slc2a6, whose product is annotated as solute carrier family 2 member 6. Gene Ontology annotation, molecular function: transmembrane transporter activity. Lineage: Eukaryota; Metazoa; Chordata; Actinopteri; Perciformes; Serranidae. Gene Ontology annotation, biological process: transmembrane transport. The record is from RefSeq and is a predicted model, not a curated record. Gene Ontology annotation, cellular component: membrane. The transcript is spliced from 8 exons. Bases 273 to 1766 code for a protein of 497 amino acids.